GGGGGUUCGGGGCUGAGCAGCGGUGAGGGGUGCUCCUCGCUGCACCACUGGACGGCAGCCCGGCUGGCAGUCACCUCCUCGGCGAAUCACCUGGAGCUGGCGGCAUGCAGCAAGGGCCGCGCCCCUGCCACCGGCUCCUCCGCCUCCUCGGGCGGUCGCCGCGAGGAGUUGCUGCGCUCCGCGGCCCAGCAGCACCUGGUAGCCGGGGACGUGGAGCACUGCUGCGAGCUGCUGGCGGAGCUGGGGGAGUGGGACCGAGCGCUGGCACUGGCGCCGGUGGUGGGGCUGGGGCUGUGGCAGCGGCUGCUGGCGAGGAG
This is a messenger RNA of Astrephomene gubernaculifera, 317 nucleotides long. Lineage: Eukaryota; Viridiplantae; Chlorophyta; Chlorophyceae; Chlamydomonadales; Astrephomenaceae. The record is from the annotation of a GenBank genome assembly.